ACCAGCCCCACAAUCCACAGACAUCGAUGUCUUGCUGUCAGCCUAUCUCCGUCACUUGAUAAUCAUCAAUGGCGGUAGUGAGUGAGUGAUCUGUUUAGCACCCUAACCUUCCAUCUGCCGCUGGUUACUAUCUUCCUUGAACUCUACGUUUCGUUCUCUCCCUCCAUCUCUUCUCUGCUUCAGCCGAAUUUUAAUUUCACGGAGGGGAGACGCUGAAGAAUAAUCUCACUAGCGAACCCAACCAGAGAAGAAGAAAAGCCAGCCACCAAGCAACAAUGGCUGAAGCUUCGUGGCCCAGUGAAGCUGAGGUGAAUGAAAUGAGAAAUCUGGUUUCUUCAAUGGCUGGGAGAGACCCUGGUGAAGUUAGGAUUGUGGCGUCUCCUUAUCGUAUCUGUCCCCUGGGUGCUCAUAUUGAUCAUCAAGGUGGAGCUGUUUCAGCUAUGACGAUUAAUCGAGGCAUAUUGCUGGGUUUUAUUCCCGCAGAUGAUGCAAAGGUUGUGUUGCGUUCAGGACAAUUUGAGGGAGAAGUUCAUUUCAGCAUAAGCGAUGUUCAGCAUCCUGUGCACGGCAGCAAGAAGGAUGUGAAUCACACAACUGACUCCCCAAACCGAAAGGAAGAAGAUAGUCGAUGGGGAAAAUUCGCAAGGGGAGCUGUCUUUGCUUUGCAGAAGAUGGGACACUCUCUUGAUAGGGGAAUCACUGGAUACAUAUGUGGUUCUGAGGGCCUUGACUGUGCAGGGCUCAGCUCUUCAGCUGCUGCUGGAGUUGCUUAUCUGCUGGCUUUUGAAAGUGCGAACAACUUAACCAUGUCAGAAGUGGAAAAUAUUGAACUUGACAGGUUGAUUGAGAAUGAAUAUUUGGGUCUGAGAAAUGGCAUAUUGGAUCAAUCAGCAAUAUUGCUUUCAAGUCAUGGUUGCUUAACUUACAUGAACUGCAAGACCAAAGAGCACGAGCUUGUACAGCUUCUGGAAUGGACAAAGUGGAGCCACUCCUGGGCAACGGCAAUUGAAUUCAAGGCAUAUGAAAUGCACAAGGAUAAAUUGGACGCCGAUCUAGCCAAACGAGCAGAACAUUUCUUCUCGGAGAAUAUGCGGGUAAAGAAAGGGCUUGAAGCUUGGACUUCUGGAAACUUGGAAGAAUUCGGCAGGCUUAUUUCGGCCUCCGGUUUAAGCUCCAUUAAGAACUAUGAAUGCGGUUGCGAGCCACUGAUACAACUGUACGAGAUUCUGGUGAAGACACCAGGAGUGUACGGAGCCAGGUUCAGCGGGGCCGGCUUCAGAGGAUGCUGCAUUGCCCUCGUCAGCGCUGAUGUGGCCGACGAAGCUGCUGCUCUUGUGAGAGCCGAGUACGCCAAGGCACAGCCCGAGCUGGCCGCCACGCUCCACCCAGAUGCCGCAGCUUUGAUAUGUGAACCUGCAGACUCUGCUCGUCUCAUCUCGCCUCUGCUGUAAAAAAAAAAUUGCUCUCGUUCGUCGAUCUGAUCAGCCAUCCCAUUGCGAACGAAUCAUCGCGAGUAGUGGACAUUGAUCCGACUGCUUCGACUUUGAACGAUGCUGCAUACGUACUACCAACAUUCAUUAUUCUUAGCCUUCCUACAAAGGUUCAUCAUUGGAUUCGAUUCUUUCAGAGGGUUAAACGAUACACAUUACUAUUUGUUUGUUUAAUUUUUGCUGGGUGUACUGUUCGAUCACGUGUUAAAUGUGAAAUAAGAGAUGAUGAGCUGGAU
Messenger RNA from Linum tenue, 1726 nucleotides. Lineage: Eukaryota; Viridiplantae; Streptophyta; Magnoliopsida; Malpighiales; Linaceae. The record is from the annotation of a GenBank genome assembly.